AUGGAAGACGGCAAAGCUUCAUUUUUAAGAGGCUUGGAAAUGAUUUUAUUAUUACUCAGCUUUUCUCUCGUUAAAAGUCAUACAGAGUGUGACAGAGCGCUUUGUGCUUCCUGCACAAACGCUACUCCUUUUAUUUGCGAUACAUGUAGCAGUUCUUCAAGAUCAAUUGUUAUGAUAAAUAGUGUUUGCUUGCCUAAAUGUCCUUAUGGGUUUGAUACAAACCCUUGCACUCUGAAUUCAAAUGCAGUUAUCGAUGUCACUUUUGACCAAAGCACAUUUAAAGGGAUAUGGUCCUCUAGUGACGGGGACAAGCCCUUUAACUUAUAA
Messenger RNA from Blepharisma stoltei, 327 nucleotides. Lineage: Eukaryota; Ciliophora; Heterotrichea; Heterotrichida; Blepharismidae. The record is from the annotation of a GenBank genome assembly.